CACGUGUGCUCGUGUUUGGGGUGCACGCAUUUCUGCUCCUUCGGCUGUAGCACAUCCUCCGGAGCCCCUGCAUACACCCAGGGAGGGCACCUAGGCUCCCGGGCAGAGCAAGCCGACCACAGCCCAGCGCGUCUCACUGGAUCCUGGAGCAAACACGCGGCUCCGGCCUGCUGCGCCGCCUUGGAGCGCCUCUCUGCCCCGUCUCCAGCCAAGCCCCUUUCAGUGACAGGGCCCUCCACCGCCCCCCCGGGCACUGAGCCAGGUUCUGGGGCUGCAGAGGGAAGGGAGAGUCGCCCUAAUGUUCACAGUGGGGUGGGCGGGUGCCCACUCGAGGGAGGGCGAAGAGGCCGGAGGCCGAGGGCAGUGUGUGGGAGGGGCUGGCCUGCCCCUUCUCCUGGCUCGGUGGGUAGCAGGCCCCGCAAGAUGCCCGUCAGCCCCUCCCUACGCACGGAGGGGCCGGACCUCAGAGGACCCCCAGCAGGUGCGCGGGGCCUCUCCUCCGCGGAGCCGCUCCCGGGGGCGCACGGACGCCCCUCGCCCCGGCGGACAGCCUCGGCGCACGCGGGCCCGCGCGCCGCCGACACACCUCGGAGCUCCCGGAGCGCGCCCGGCACACAGGGCUCGGCGGCAGGUGCCUCGCCGCGCAGACUCGCGGACCGCGGGGACCGGCUCGGGAGCGGGGCCGGCUGGGGCGGGGCGGGGCGGCGGCGCGCGUUCCCCGCCGGCCACACCGGCCGCCCUGCGCUCGGCGAGGGGCGUGUGCGCGGGCCGGGCUCCCGGGCCCCAUGUUCACCGAGCUGAGGUCCAAGCUGAGCCCCCCGCGAGGCCGCGCCGGGGCCGUGCGCGCGGACUUCGGGGAGCGCCGGGAUGUGGACGCCACUGCCCACUUCAACUUCUGCCGGACCCUCCUGGAGCACACGGUGUCAGCUGAGAGCAUCCCCUGCCACUUGCCUCGGACACCUGGCACCAGCCUCACGUGGCAUGACUCCCGCAGCCAGAGGGCGGCCAGCAGCAGGCCAAUCAAGCUCCUGCAGCAGCCGGGCACAGAGACCCCCCAGGGCCGGCUGUACUCUGACCACUAUGGGCUGUACCACACAAGCCCCUCACUGGGCGGCCUGACCCGGCCCGUGGUCCUGUGGAGCCAGCAGGACGUGUGCAAGUGGCUCAAGAAGCACUGUCCCCACAACUACCUCGUCUACGUGGAGGCCUUCACACAGCACGCCAUCACCGGCCGCGCACUGCUGCGGCUGAAUGCGGAGAAGCUGCAGCGGAUGGGGCUGGCCCAGGAGGCGCAGAGGCAGGAGGUGCUGCAGCAGCUGCUCCGCCUGCAGGUGCGUGAGGAGGGGCGGAGCCUGCAGCUGCUCAGCCAAGCUUCCUUCGGAAAAAUGUCCUAGCUGCUGCUGAGGCUUGAACCCCAGACCCCAGCACUGUGACCGGAGUCCAGGACGAGGGAGGAGGCAGAGCCGGCCCCGUAGCCCCCGCUGGACCCUGCAGGAUGCCCCAGUGACCAGGCUGGCCCAAUGGACAGACAACACCAGGAUCACCAGUUCCAGGCGCCUCUACUUGGACAUUCCAGGCCAUGCCCUGGGGCUGGGUGGGCAGAGGGCUGCUUGAGUGUGGCCCCACCUCCUGGGACCUGGGCCCAAGUCCUCCCCCGGUGCUGCUGGCAGCACAUGAGGCAGCUGCCUAGAGCCAGGGCCGGUUUGGGUGUCCCCCAGACUCCCAGGGAGUCUGUUUAUUUACGUGUGCUUCCCCACGUGAUGUCUGUCCCCCAUCGCCUGCUGAGUCACUUGUCUGUCCACCCCCAGCCCGGUUCUCAGCCGUUCCCCAGCACCUCCAGGUUGGCCCACACAGGUGCCAUGAGCUGCCUGGGCUCCCUGUGGCUUGUGCCCAUGCCAGGGCCCAGCAGGCGUCAUCUAGAGUAGCGGCCAUCGGCACCCACCCAAAGGGAUCAUGCCAAGCACUUUCAUCCUCACCACACCCCUCUAUUCAUGAGAAGUGAAGCCGAGAAAGGCCCAGACUGAACAAGCACCAGAGACAAAAUGUGGCACAAGGACCCUGCACUGUCCUGGUGACUGCACACCCGGGGCCCAGGCUUGGCAGUGCUCCCUGCCCCGUCUUUGGGAAACUCUUGCUUUCACGCGUCUUCCCCACUCCCACCUUCAAGGAACUAGGGCCUUGUGUGUGGGCCUUCCCAUUCCCGCUUUCCCAAGAAGGCCUGGAUUCGGGGGGAGGCCUUCCCAGGGCUGCUCCCCCUAGGCCCGCCCAGAGGCCCGAGCAGCCCCUCCCUGGGUGGUCUGGGGCUGGUGCUGCCUGCCAGGACAGUGAGGGCAGCCCCGGCCGCCCUCGCCCUCUUGCGCCCCUGCCCUCUCCCGAUCCCCUCGGGGCUUCUGAAAAUCUCAGGGACAGAUGAGGCUGAGCCCCCAGUCGGCCUCCAGACUCGAGGCUGGUUACUGCGGGUCCCAGGUAGAAUUUGGACAACUGGCCUGACCGCUCCAAUCCCAUGAGCCCCCACCUCGGGGAAACCCUCAGCCCUGUCCCGUGUGGCAGCCUGAGAGAGGAUUCCACCCACCAUCAGCCUCCGCCCGGGGGGGCCCUCCGGUUCUGUUCCCCUCCCUCCUCCUCGGUCUUGCCCUGCCCCGCCCCACGCACGCCUGUCUCGUCUUCCUUGUUUUGUGCUCACUUUUUUAUACCCUGACAAUAAAUCAAAAGUAAAGCUGGUUCCCAAGGGC
This is a messenger RNA of Saimiri boliviensis boliviensis (Bolivian squirrel monkey), 2732 nucleotides long. RefSeq names its product sterile alpha motif domain containing 10 (gene SAMD10). Gene Ontology annotation, cellular component: cytoplasmic side of plasma membrane. Gene Ontology annotation, molecular function: protein binding. The record is from RefSeq and is a predicted model, not a curated record. Lineage: Eukaryota; Metazoa; Chordata; Mammalia; Primates; Cebidae. Gene Ontology annotation, biological process: cell surface receptor protein tyrosine kinase signaling pathway.